Messenger RNA from Trichomonas vaginalis G3, 2031 nucleotides. RefSeq lists its product as uncharacterized. The coding region runs from base 1 to 2031 and encodes 676 amino acids. The transcript has a single exon. The record is from RefSeq and is a predicted model, not a curated record. NCBI's taxonomy places the organism in Eukaryota, Parabasalia, Trichomonadida, Trichomonadidae.
AUGGAUUUUUUUAAACCUCUUGAAGCAAAAAAAGAUAUAACAAUUCUAAAUAAAAAUGAUUUAGUUAAUAUACGAUAUGGAGGUGAUGAAUUAAGUUCCUAUAUUCAACUUCGUCUAAUAAUUCAAGAAAAAAAAACUCACGCUGAUAAUGAAAUUCUCGGGAAUCUCGCUUUUAUAAAAAUCAACACGGAUUCAUUAUAUAUUUUAGAACCAGAUGAUUACAUAAUAUUGCGAAUUACAAAAACUUAUGAUGAAUUCACCAUAGCAUCACAAGAACCUGAGAUACUGUCUCUGAAGUUGGGUGAAAGUGCAUUUAUUCACGGAUUGCUUGUAGGAACUAAAUUAAGUAUUGAGUUGUUGCCUUUCAUGCCUUAUAAAACAACAACUGGUUUUUCAUGGAUUUACUCUCAUCUAGCAUUAUUUUACCCAAUUACACCUCCUUUGCGCUAUUUUGACCCUGAUUUUCCGUUUGUUUCGACAUUGCGAGCUUUUAUGACAGGACAAGAAACAGAUCUAAGGAAAAUAUCAGAUAUUUUCUUCAAAUUUCAACUAAAGAACUAUCCAAGCGAAUUAUUUCAACCUAAAAAAUUCUUUCGAGACGAAGGACCUCAUUACAACGAGAUUGAGUUCGAUGAAGGCUUCUUAGACAAGUGGAUGGAAUGCUUUUCAAGAGAAACUGGCUUUUCUUAUACAAUUAUUUACGGAAUUCCUUUUGUUGAUUAUUCAAAGGACAAAGUAGAGAGUGGAUUAGAAAGUGUUAAAUCUGAUAUUAUUUGCUUCCGUGCUGAUAUUACAUUUACCCAAAAAGUUCCACAAAAUAUCUUUCAUAUCAAAUCAGUUCCUUAUUAUUUAGUUUCAUCAACAUUUUCGCAAGGUAUAAACGUUGGAGCUCAGAUUGUUUAUCCUUGCGGCAAUUUAACUCAAAUUGUUCAUAUUGUUGAUCAAUUUAUGCUUUUGAACACGAGUUACUUCCUUCCUGUCAUCAGAAAGUUUGCUCUUCAGCCAAGAAAGAUUCCUUUGACCUUCAUUUACGUUUCUGCAAAACUUUUUAAUAGAAUUAAUGUUUUUCACAUCCAAUCUCCUUUCUAUUGUUUGAAUAAUAAUUCAAAUACUUCAGUGAAUGAAACUAAUAAGGAAAAUCCAGAAAAUUCUGAAUCAAAAACCGACUCGAAAAGUGACAAAAAUUCUGAAUCGAAAAGUGAUAAUAAAAGUGACGAAAAUACUGAUGAUCCAAAGAUAGAGUUGUUUUAUCCAGAGGAAGCCUAUAUGCCUGCAAUUCCUUCUUUUUAUCCCGUUGGUAAAAAUCCGAAAAGUAUUUUUGUUCCAAAAUCUGUCAUUUCUGGAUCUUUCCAAAUUAUUUAUGCCGAAGAUUGGAAGGGUGAGUUCACGCCUGUUAUAGUUACAGAGAAUACUCCGUCUGGAAUUAAAAAAAAUGCAUUGCCACAGUUUAAAUGGUAUCAAGUUAUUUCCAAAGUUUUGGAAGAAAAAGUUGAUUCAGAAAAGGAGAAUAUAUUUAACAAAGAAGGUAAAAAAGAGUUUCCUAAUAUGGAGUAUAAAGAUUUCAAGAAGAUUAUCGGUGUUAAUAUUGAUUCUCCAGAAAGCAACAAAGAAAUCUUAGAGCGUUUUUGUACAAGAAAUUACAGAUUGGUUAAGAUUUUUAACAAACAAAUAACAAAAAUUUUCUGUGAAACAGAUGAACAGAUUCCGAUGCCGAUCAACGGUCUUGCUCUUGUUAGAAUUCAUCAAGUGAAGUACAAAGCAACACAAACAAACUACCUUAAUGAAGAUUUAACAAUUGUUAACUUUAUAAAGAAGAAACCGUUUGGAAACCCUCACAUUGUAGAAAAUGUAAGACAAUCAAUGGUUUAUAAGCUUGAUCAUAGAAACCUUGAUUCCCGACAGAAAAAAUUGGAUAUUUCAUGUGAAAAUACUAAUAUAGACCCUGAUGUAAUGAUUAAUAAUGCAACAUCACUUGUGAUUAUACCUAAUGUUGAAUCAAAGCCAACUCCGACGCAAAUUAUUGCUCAAUAA